AGACAGAGACAGAGAGAGACGGAGAGAGAUGCCAUCCAAAUUGCCUACAGAAACAGCAGAGAGAGCUUCUCUUCUGAGCUACUGAGACACAGAAGAUCUUACUUUGCUGCUAUAGCAUUCCUUCAUUCUUCCAAGACAUAAAUGUGCAGCAACAGCAGUAAUUUUCUCAGUCAGUGACAGAUGGAUCCAGCGUGACGUGCCACAGAAGGCCUGACCCUGGUAAACAGGGAGCACAGCCUUGGAGCCCUGCAGGGUGUAAGAGGGAGAUGGAAAACUUCUUGGAGAUUUUCAGGGUUCAGUGUGCUCCCUGCCACCUUGCUGCCUGCCAGAAAGCCUUCCAGGUUAUCACUGCAUCCCCACAGGCCAGCGGUCAUCAAAUCCUACAGGACUGGUUCCUGGUUUUCCGUUCUAUCACCAUUUUCACACUGAACAAGCUGAAACAGGCUCUUCUCCGCACUGACCGUCCCCAUACAUGACAAUGCAAUUCACACCCAGUCAUUGCCUUUCCUCGUUGUUCCAGAGAAGAAACAAGUAUGUUCAGCCUGAGUGGGGAACAACACAAAAAUUUAACCAGGUCUUCUGCAGCUGAACAGAACAGAUGAAACGCUUUUACGGCUGGCUUCAGAAGACUUAGAUUCUAUUUCCUUCUCACCUUUUUGGAUAAUCUUUUUGGAUCCAGGAUGAAUAAGACGAGGGUUGUUAAUGAUGGUUUUCCCUUCAUGAACAGUAAGAACUGGAGCUCAAACCGAAGCUUCCCCACACACCUUUCAAAUCAGUGCAGGAACGUCACUGACCUUACUGUCUUUCUGGCCACCUCUUACAGUUUGGAGACUGUCCUAGGCAUUGUGGGAAACAUCUGUCUGAUUGCUGUCAUAGCUAGGCAGAAGGAAAAGGCCAAUGUAACCAACAUCCUCAUUUCCAACUUAAUCAUUUCAGAUUUGUUUAUGAGUCUUGUCUGCCUGCCUUUCACCAUUGUUUACACCAUGAUGGACUACUGGAUAUUUGGGGAGGUCAUGUGCAAAAUGACCUCUUUCACUCAGUGCACAUCUGUGACAGUGUCGAUUCUUUCUCUUGUCCUUAUUGCUCUGGAAAGACAUCAGCUCAUCAUAAAUCCGACUGGCUGGAGGCCAAGUAUCUCCCAGGCCUAUCUAGGAAUUGGAGUCAUUUGGACUUUAGCAUGUCUCAUGUCCCUGCCCUUUCUGACCACAUCCAUCUUGUCUAAUGAUUUGUAUGAGCAGCUCUCGUAUAUCAUGAAUUUUUCCACUGACAAGGUCAUAUGCAUUGACUCGUGGCCUUCUGAGCAGCACAGACUUAUCUACACCACCACUUUGCUGCUCUUGCAAUACUGCAUCCCCCUCUUCUUCAUUAUGGUUUGCUAUCUGCGUAUCUACUUACGUCUGCAGAAGAGAAAGGACAUGUUUGAGAAAAGUGAAUACAGCAACCGAGCAGUUCAGCUGAGAAGGAUAAACAUUUUGUUAGCAUCCAUGGUUGCCGCCUUUGCUGUUUGCUGGUUACCACUGCAUGUUUUCAACACCAUUGUGGACUGGAAUUACAAAAUCAUUUCGCCUUGCCACCACAAUCUGAUCUUCUCAUUGUGCCACCUGGUAGCCAUGGCUUCCACCUGUGUCAACCCUGUUAUCUAUGGUUUCCUAAAUAGCAACUUCAAAAAAGAAGUGAAGUCACUGAUUCUGAGCUGCCAGCAUAAUUCAGUAACUGCAUCAAUGGAAGAAUAUGAUCAUUUACCUUUAUCCACCAUGCAGACUGAAAUCUCCAAGGGCUCACUGAUGUUGAACUGCAGACAUAAUUCUAUCUAGCAGACAGUAAACAUUUACAGAGGGAUGCAUGGAGCACACUGCAAACCAACUAUUACCUGUCGGUAUAAAAAGCAACUGAUGAUGCUAUAGUUGCGAUAUGAACAGGAGCCCAUUACUGCCUGAUUUUCAGAAGAACGGGCAAAGGAAGCUUGUAAGCAUAUAUCAUAGCUCCUAUGGUGCACAAGUUGUUCAUGUCACUGAGACGGUACAGACAGAUAUUGAGAAGACUGAGCUGCUCUAACAGCUCAGUAACUAAGGUGUGGAUGCACACAGACUGACACUAAGUUCAUCAGCUAAGCUCACAUCUCUGUCAUGACUGAGGCAGAAUCCCAGACUUCCAGUUUCGGCACUGCAGGCUACCCAGAGCGCUACCCAGAUUCUCUUUCAUUUUUCAGUAUUAAUAAGAUUUUUACCCACUGUCGACAGACCAGUGGAACAGAGACAUGUAAAUAUAGAAAAUUUUGUGCUUUGCUGCUUCUCACAGCUUGUUAGGUAAUACUAAUCUUUCAGCAGAUCUAGUUCAUAUCAAACAAUUGGAUGCCUGUUUGCAACGUCUGUCUCUGUAGAGACACAGAACAAUGAUCCUAUUACUUAAAGAUGACAGUUACUUAUUGAGAAAUGGUUGCAGAUGAAAAUAUUACUCUGUGGAUUAGACUCCUAAAGCGCAUUGAGAUGAUGCUGAGCAUGACUUUUAAACAGAUGAAGAAUAGUUGCAGAUCUACGUGGAAAUCCAGUCUGGCUGACUUCCUGAUUCCUGCUGCUGUCAGUCACAAAGCUCCACAUGCUAAAAAUGCAUGCCAUGAUAAUAUGAGAUGGCUAGAUUACUGGAGUUUUUCCAAGCCUUAGUAGCAAGGUGCUACUGCUACUUCAACGGUGAAAUGCUUUUUAGCUCUUUGAUACUCUAAUUUCAGAGUAUCCCAUUUAGAAGAUGGAAAUAGGCAUGAAAAAAAAUGCCUCCAGAAACCUUAGCUUUUAGGAGUGGUUGCACUCCCAAAGAGAUAAACUUAUGCAUGGAGGCUUUCAGUUUCCUGCUAAAAUACAACCACAUGUCAGAUACCAGUCCUGCUUGCUGGCAUCAGCAACAGAGAGGUGCUGAAACUCUGACUAAUUAAAGGUCAACAAAAACACACAAGUGGAAUCCAGGUCAGGUGGAGACACAUAUUUUAAAGCCAAGCUACAUGUAAAUAAGAUGUAUUAUCAGUUGCCAUACUGAAAUGAGGGUCAUGCUUUUUUUUUUUUUUUUUUAACUGUGGUAUUUUUAGACUUUGUCCACAAAACCUACAAAUGAUAAGCUCAUUUUUCUUCAGAAAAGAAUGAUAUGACAGACUUCUGGAGCCUGAGACAUUGCUCAGUGACUGCUAAGAAACCAAGAAGCAGGUACUCUCAAGAAGUGGGAGUGACUAAAAAAAAUAGCAAGUGUAAAAAGACAAUGAGCAUCUUAAUUCACACGGUAGUAGGUCAGUGCUAAAGAGGCAUGGAGUCAUCUUCUGUCCUGAAUUGUUAAGCUAACCUUAGCACAAGACUGAACUAGCUGACCACCUGAGGUCCUUUCUAACCUGAAUUAUGCUAUGAUAAGCUGUCCCUACUCAUCAUACUCAAUAGGUUUGCAUAGAAUUGAAGCUAUCCAACAUGUAGCUGUGCAGAAAGCUAGAAAUCCCUUAGGCUGGAGGCUCUCUUAUUAGAUGGACUGGUAAAUAAUUAUGUGAGGGAAAAAUUCCUUCCCAUGCUGUGGUCUGGCAGGCCAUAUGGAUGUUGGACAAAGUAUCCGAAGAUGAAGACAAGAUUGUAUUUAGGGGUGAAGACAAGAGCAAAAUCUUGUGCUCUACAGUAGCAAGAGCCAUCAACAAGCAGGGGAUCAUAUCCUCAGCCGACAUAAAUGGGAGUGAAUCCCUUCCCAUGAGCUGUGCACGCAGAAAUUGGUGGCAGAGUUCAGGUGUGGACCUUAAAUUCUUAUGUUCAGAGUAUUAAUGCAAAAGCUGAGGCUGCUGCCCUUCUGAUUCUGUGCAGAACCUCUGUAUCUCAGUAAGAGAGUCCAUGUGCAAAUACCUUUUGAAUCUUCCCCAAACUUUCUGGCAAGAUAUUUAUGCUUCUUCCUAAUGGACUUCUGCUUUGUUUUUUUCAUUGUUUCUUGUCACAGUUAUGAUGAGGAGUUGUUUUUCUUGCUCCAUUUGUAUGUAAUGUCAUUUCUAGACUGGAGACUGAGCCCAUUAGAAACACAGAACAAGAGGACUCAUUUUUUCUUAUGUACAGUUCUAGUUUAAAAUUUGCUACUGUAAGUGAAAACAGAGUUAACACAACCAUGUGGUGCUGACUAGUACAAAAUACAUUAACUCCUUCUAACCAGCUUGAUUUAUACAUGAAUUAUGUUGUAUUUGAGAGCUUAAAUACUGCUUCAGCUCUGUGGUGUCUUUGUAUUUAGGGGUGAAUUUCACCCAGUUAGCCUUAGGUAAUCCUGUCCAUUUCCUGUACUUGUUAUAAUUACACAUUUAAUUAACUAAGAUGUGUGUCAAGCUAUAGUGAAAAUACUCUGCUAAACAUGAGCAUAGAUUAUCUGAUCUGUAAUCUUAAAUGUAUUACUUUUCAAGCAGCAGUGCUUUAAAUUGAAGCAAUUACCCUUGAAAUUUUUUACUUCCAUGAAUAUGUAAUUUUAAGUGAAAACUUUUGAGAAAUUAUAUAGCUCUAAUGGCCAACUUCUGACAUACUGUAUGCGCGUUGUACAUCAAGUCUCAGCUAUUCCUGAAAAGGGUAGAAACAUAAGCUGAGUCUGACUCUUCUUUGAACUGUAGUUCACGUGGCCAUUGACACCCAUGAUCACAAGUGCAUAUGUGAGGCAAGCAGAUCCAACAUCAGAAUAACCCAGACUGACACAAACAGGGAUUUAUCUUCCUCUAGUGACUAAAGGAAGUGUCAAGCUUGGAAUCAAGUGCUGUUUGAUGCUAAUGGACUUUUGGCUAGACAAACUAAAGAAUUUAGGCAUUACAAUCUACCAAAUCCCACCCAUACAUCUAAUUGCAAAGUUCAGAUCAUCAAAAUUCCCAGUCAGCUGCUGCCUAUUCAUGCCCUUACAUGUGUUUCAACCUCCAAAGUUCCUUAGAUAGCUAAAUAUAAACUUUAGAGUAAGCCCAGAAAAGCCUAAGUUCUAAAGGGCUAAACAUCUAUGCCACGUGUAAGCCCUAUCUGUGUUUACGCACCGGGAAUCCUUCCAUCACAAGUACAGGAAAGGUGCCUUUACCGCCACUUCUUCGUUAUGUGCAGACAUGAAGACUUGCAAGGCUAAGCAUGUAGCUGAGCACAAAUGCAGUAGAAGAUAUUAAGCUGUUAGUUUUCAAGAACCACUCUAGCAGCUGCUCCCUUUGAAGGCAAAAGCACAAGGCCAGAUGCAAUGACAGCCUACACAUCUGUUGAAACAGCUACUUUUGUCACUUUGAAACUUUAAUGUGACCAAGAGAGGCUCCGUCUCUUUAGUCCCAGCAAAGGGUAACAGGACAGAAAUAGUGUAUAUACAUCUUUCCCAUUUGUAAAUAAUUAAUAAUGUUCACACUUAAGAAGGAUCAAACUUUGUUGUGUUUGUUGUACUGCAGUGAUGCUUUUAAAUAUGCUUUUUACAAAGUCCUGCCACUAUGUUGCAAAAGAAACGUGGAAGAACUAUGCAGGAGGUAUCAUGUGAAUCAUGAGUUCAUAAAACUCUCAGACCUUACCCCAAAUUUUGUUUUUCAUAAUCCUGCCUCUUGUGAUAUGUCCUAACAGCACAGUAAGAUCUUCAAAGCAAGAACACAACUUAUUCCUGUGAUGUUAAGUGGCACACUUUGGGAAAUCUAAUAACAACAAAUAAAAUGAUAUUGCCUACGUUA
Molecule: messenger RNA, 5665 nt
Organism: Dromaius novaehollandiae (emu)
Lineage: Eukaryota; Metazoa; Chordata; Aves; Casuariiformes; Dromaiidae
Product: neuropeptide Y receptor type 4-2-like
Exons: 4
Coding region: 681-1814 (377 amino acids)
Biological process (GO): G protein-coupled receptor signaling pathway
Cellular component (GO): plasma membrane; neuron projection
Molecular function (GO): neuropeptide binding; pancreatic polypeptide receptor activity
Source: RefSeq, a predicted model, not a curated record